Molecule: messenger RNA, 4577 nt
Organism: Chionomys nivalis (European snow vole)
Lineage: Eukaryota; Metazoa; Chordata; Mammalia; Rodentia; Cricetidae
Gene: Fam151b
Product: family with sequence similarity 151 member B
Exons: 6
Coding region: 181-879 (232 amino acids)
Source: RefSeq, a predicted model, not a curated record
CAGCUGGGUGUGGAAGGUUCGAGAAUGCUAAACGUGUGAAGGAGGCCUGGUGGCGGAUUUUACAGAGACCGGAGAUCCUGGAGUGAAAAUGUACUGGAUUAUUUUCUCAGAAACAAUCAGAUCACGACAGAAGAUGGCGCUGAGAUCGUCUGGUAUCACGCGGCCAACCACAAGUCCCAGAUGCGUGAGGCACUGAGGAGUGCUGCCCACAUGAUAGAGGCUGAUGUCCUUCUUCCUAGUGAUGGAUCAGAGCAUGGCCAGCCAAUCAUGGCCCAUCCUCCUGAGACAUACAGUGAUAACACUCUGCAGGAGUGGCUGGCUGAGGUCAUCAAGAGCAAUAAGGGCAUCAAGCUGGAUUUUAAGAGUCUGGCAGCCGUCAGAGCAUCCAUGCUGAUCUUGGAGAAUGUGAAGCAUCUCCUUCAGCGUCCUGUGUGGAUCAAUGCUGAUAUUCUUCCCGGGCCAAAUGGAAGCAGCAAAGCCGUGGAUGCCAAAGCCUUUCUAGACACCGUGACGUCUUCCUUUCCAGAUGUGACCUUCUCCUUGGGUUGGACAACAGGCUGGCAUCCUGAGAGAGUCAAUGAAGGCUACAGCUGGACAAUGGUGAAAGAGAUGGCCUACAUAUGCCGUGGACUGACCCAGCCUGUCACGUUUCCUGUCAGGGCAGCUUUGGUCAGGCAGUCUUGUUCUCAGUUGCUGUGGCUGUUGAAGAAAUCAAACAGGUACAGCCUGACUGUUUGGACUGGAAAAGAUGACAAUUAUUCCACUGAAGAUUUACUUUAUAUUCGAGACUACUUUAAUAAAACCCAAGUUUUCUAUGAUAUUUUGGAUCCACAAAACCGUGAAUUUAAACAAGCCAUUGGGAUCCGAGUCCCUCUUUAAGAAUACAAGAAUUCACUUCUUGUAAAUCAUUUUCUCUUUUGGCUUCAUCAUCCUUCUCUGCUUUGUCGAAAUUAAUUACUGUAUUAAUUGUGAUUAUUGGUUUGUGCUAAAUUUAUCCAAUCAAAAUGUUUAUUGUGUACUUACUCCACCUUUAUAAUGUCAUAUGGUUGUGCGUAUGAAAGAUUUCCAACUGCAGUAAAACUGUCCAAGCUGGGUGUGCUAGAACAUGCUUUUAACCCUAGGACUUAGGGGACUGAGGCAGGAAAAUCAAAAGUUCAAGGCCAGCCUGGACAACAUUGUGAUACCCUAUCUCAAAAACAAUUUUUAUAAAUUCUCUGUAAUCACCAGACAUUAAUUUUGUAAAACAAUUCAAUUAAUGAAUUGACUACUUUUUGAUGAAAUUAGAAGCACAAAUAUUUGUCCAGAAUGAAAUACUUCCUAUCUAGCCCUUAACAAUUUUCUUGAAAAGUUUUCCUAUGUUUAUUUAUUUAUUUAUUGUAUGCAUGUGUAUGUGAGUGUGUCAUGAUGCAUAUGUAGCAGUCAGAAGAAAGUCUCUAGGCACAGGUUCUCUUCUUCCACCUGUGUGUCAUGGAGAUGACACGCAGGUUGUUAGGCUUGGCAGCAAGCACCUUUACUGCUGAGCUGUAUGUGUGGCCUCAUAGUAUGAAGACAAUAGUAUAUUCCAAGUGACAUUCACAAAGCUGCCACUUAGAUUUAGAUAUAAAGGAAUUAAGCUGUUCUAAGAAACAAAAGUGCUUAGAGAGAUCAUGAGAUUUAUUCUACUGCAAAGUAUAUUCUGAAUGAUUACUUGUGUGUGUAAAUACCUGCGUUCAGGUCUUCUUCAUGCCACACACGACUGAAGGGCACCUUUGGCCUAAACACAAAGCCGAGCUUAGAAGACAUUUGGCAGUGAAUGUAAAGACCUCCUGGCUUCUGAGGCAGGCAGGAAGCACUAACUCCAAAAGAAAAUACAGAUAAAUGGAUUUGAACAAGCGUCUCAUCAAAAGACACCAUUCAGAUGGCUCAGUAGUUAAGGGCAUUGACAGCUUUUCCACAGGACUCAAGGUUCAGUUCUUGACACCCACAUGGUGUCUCACCACCAUCUGAAACUCCAGAUCUACAGGAUGGAAUGCCCCCUGCUGGUCUCCUUGAGUACUACACUCGUGGUGCACAGACACACAUGCAGGCAAAACACCUAUACACAUAAAAUAAAAUUAAAUUCUUAAGAAAAAAAAACAGCACUGGGGCACAUCUGACAAAGGACUGCUAUUUUAUGUCAUGUACACCUAUGAAGUGGUAAAAAGUCAAAAGCUUGAAUUAAAAAUGAAGAAAAAUUGACAGCUACACCAUGAAAUAAUAUAUCUAUAUGCCAAAAGCAAGUUUUACAGAAAAGGUUCUGGACAGUAUUACCGUUCAUCCAGGAAAGGCAGUUUAGGCCACAGUGAGAUACCAGUGCAUACAUCCCAGAACAGCUAACACUAGAAGGACUGGCAGCUUGUAGGGGGCAAAGGAAACAUUCCUACAGUUUUCAGUAAAUAUGGUAUCUCUGACUAGGAUCCAACCAUUGUAUCCAUAAGCAUGAAGUCAGGGGAGUUCCCAUGCUCACAGAGAAGAUUUGUGAUAGAAUGCUGGUAACCGUUGUAUUCUGAGCCCUAGUUAGAAACAACACAUUUUCACCAGCAAGAUGUAGACAGGGGUUUCUGUCUCGUCCAGUCCUGCAGCCGUUCGGUCCCAAAGAAAUACAUAGAGGUCUACUACAUUAAUCAUAAACUGGUUGGCCUAGUAGCUUAGGCUUAUUGUUAACUAAUUCUUAUAUCUUACUUACAUUAACCCAUUAUUCUUGUCUGUAUUAGCCAUGCGGCUUGGUACCUUUGUCAGUGAGGCAUUCUCAUCUUGCUUCCUCUGUGGCUGGGUGAUGACUGCUGACUGAAUCACCUCUACUUCCUGCCUGGUCUCCCUGCCUAUACUUCCUGCCUGACUACUGGCCAAGCAGUGUUUUAUUAAAAAUAAUACAAGUGACAGGAUAAAAGACCAUUGUCCCACAGCAGCAAGAGAACUGCUAAAUAUAAUUAACUUACUACACAGUGUUAAAAAAGAAGUCUGAGCCGGGCGAUGGUGGCGCACGCCUUUAAUCCCAGCACUCGGGAGGCAGAGGCAGGCGGAUCUCUGUGAGUUCGAGGCCAGCCUGGUCUACAAGAACUAGUUCCAGGACAGGCACCAAAAGCUACAAAGAAACCCUGUCUCGAAAAACCAAAAAAAAAAAAAAAGAAGAAGUCUGAACUGCUUAAUUCAUGUUGUAUGGAUAAUAGUAAACAGUGCAGAAGGAGUGAGGACAACAGAGUACACACUAUAUGGAUCCAUUCAAGGACACUGUCUUAGUUAGGGUUUCUAUUGCUGUGAAGACACACAAUGACCGCAGCUACUCUUAUGAAGAAAAAUAUUUAAUAUGGUAGAUUACAGUUUCAGGGGUUAUCAUCAUGGUAGGAAGCAGGCUAGUGUACAGGCAGACAUGAUGCUGGAGGUACCUGAGAGUUCUACAACUUGAUCGGCAAGCAACAGGAAGUGAACUAUAAACCCCACUGAGUGUAGCUUGAGCAUAGGAGACCUCAAAGCCCACCCCCGACAGGGACACACUUUCUCCAACAAGGCCACAUCUCCUAAUAGUGCCACUCCCCGUGGGGGCCAUUUUCUUUCAAAUCACCAUAUGCACCCAAAAGUAAUUUAUGGCAACAGAGGUUCAAAUGGUGAUUACUCAUAGGCAGAGUAUUGGAUGGGCAGUGGAACAAUUUGGAGAAGAGACGAAAAUGUCUUUAACUGUGCCAACAUUUUUGAAAAGAAUAUUUGGGAAGAAAUUACCGAGAUGUACAUUUUACUGUGUUGUAAGUUAUACAUAUCAAUCUUUGAUAGUAUUUUCACAGACCUUGAUGUAUAUAAAUUCAUAGAAUGCUAACAGACACUGAAAAGCCAGCUUCUGUUAAUGUGGAAAGAUAUUGUGGUUGCAAAACAGCACUACGGGAUGGCUGUAUAUGCAAAGCUGACGUUUUCACAAGUACAGAGAAUUUUGGAAAGAGUCUCAAACACAAAAUACUUGAUGCUUCCACAUUCCCAAGCCUAAGGUUGUCAUCCCAUAACAUUGGAAUUCUGCUCCCAUAACUCACAAGAUCUUCCCGCCUCAGAAGAGACACUGGUAAGAGAUUUGAUUGUUCCAAAUUCCAGAGCCUUCCAGAUGUACAAUUACUUUUGGUCCUGUGAGAGUGGCGUGGCUGCUCAUUAGCCACUAUGUGUUGACUUCUCUGUGGGAAAUUAUUAAAAUAAUUCAGAACAAUUUGUUGAUUUGCUUGGAUCAUAGUUCUCUGGGCACUUUAACCCCCUGUAAUUUGAUCUGUCACAUGAUUUUUUUGAAGAACCCCAUUAAGUUUCCUGAGGCUCAAGGGGUAGGAAACAGAACAAACAUUUCCCUGUGCUGAGACUCUGCAAGUGUUUCUCUGGGACCCUAUGCUGGGACUCCAUCCAGGCUGAGGUGACGGUCACGGACGCCAGAGAGGAACCUUUGAGAUACUGAUAAGGUGCUUGGCUGCUCCAGGGACCAUGACCCACCAUACGAAGGGGAGGAUUGUGGGAAUCCAGGGACCACAACCCCCACCAUAGGCAGAGAAAACCUCCACCCACCCAAUUAUGGACCUAGUUUCCUCUCCAGG